GGGUAGGGGGGUGGACGGUAGCUAAGGACCGACUGACAAGCAGACGUGCAGCCUCAGCGUCGGGGCAGCAGAAGCGCCUGUGCCUCUCGGGCGGGCGCACGCGGCGCGGGUUCGGAGGAUGGGAAAGGGGGUGCAGAGGGUGGCGGCCACCAAGGGCAUGGGGGUCCAGACUGAGCGGGAGAGCUGGGCCACGAUGCCGCAGGAGAGCCCGGAGCUGGCGGCAGGAACGCCAAAGGGCUCAGUGUCGUUGCAAAAGUCAGGAUGGCAUCCCCUAGUUGCACGCCCCGCGCAACUCGAAACGCGCCCCCUGCCCCGCCCCGACUCCCCUGUUGCCCACUGCCGCGGAGCUAAAAAUAACAGCCUGGUCGCCCCCCGCAGACCGCGACCCCGACCCCUCCCCCGCCCCUCCCCCACUGGGCGUGGAGCGAAGCCACGGCUCCCAGUUCCCCCAAAGAGGGGGGAAAAAGACAGAGAGAGAGAAAGAAAGAAAGAAAAGGCGGCGCGGGAGGGGAGCGGGGGGCGGGCCGGGGGCGGGGGGCCCAGCCAUAUGGAUGUGAUUUCUCCGCUCCGAGGCAGACAGGCCGCUCAGCAGCGCUCGGCGCCCGCCCGCCGCCCGCCCGGCCUCAGGCUGCCUCCCUCCCUCCGCCCUCCCUCUCUCCAUUGCGCCGGUUCGUUCUCUCGCUCGCCCUCGGCGAAUGGGCCCCGCGUCGGGCUCCGGGGCCUCGGGCCGCCCGGACGCCGGGGUCCCCUAGGCCAGGACGUGGGCGGGGCGGCCCGGCCUGACGCAGCUCUGCACCCUCCAACCAUCACCAGGGCCGGCGGCGGCUGCCCCGAGGGACGCGGCCCUAGGCGGUGGCGAUGGGGGCCGCCCGGAUCGCACCCAGCCUGGCGCUCCUACUCUGCUGCCCAGUGCUCAGCUCCGCAUAUGCGCUGGUUCCAGAUGCCUGAUGUUUCCCCACUUCUGAAGACUUGGCUUGGGGGUCCUAGGUCUGGAAACCUGUGGUUGGAGUUUCCCUACACCAUGCUUCUGUGAGCAUAUGGCUCUGGUCGUGGAUGCGGACGAUGUCUUUACCAAAGAGGAACAGAUUUUCCUGCUGCACCGUGCCCAGGCGCAAUGUGACAAGCUGCUCAAGGAAGUUCUGCACACAGCAGCCAACAUAAUGGAGUCAGACAAGGGCUGGACACCAGCAUCUACGUCAGGGAAGCCCAGGAAAGAGAAGGCAUCGGGAAAGUUCUACCCUGAGUCUAAAGAGAACAAGGACGUGCCCACCGGCAGCAGGCGCAGAGGGCGUCCCUGUCUGCCCGAGUGGGACAACAUCGUUUGCUGGCCAUUAGGGGCACCAGGUGAAGUGGUGGCAGUACCUUGUCCCGAUUACAUUUAUGACUUCAAUCACAAAGGCCAUGCCUACAGACGCUGUGACCGCAAUGGCAGCUGGGAGGUGGUUCCAGGGCACAACCGGACGUGGGCCAACUACAGCGAGUGCCUCAAGUUCAUGACCAAUGAGACGCGGGAACGGGAGGUAUUUGACCGCCUAGGCAUGAUCUACACCGUGGGAUACUCCAUGUCUCUCGCCUCCCUCACGGUGGCUGUGCUCAUCCUGGCCUAUUUUAGGCGGCUGCACUGCACGCGCAACUACAUCCACAUGCACAUGUUCCUGUCGUUUAUGCUGCGCGCCGCGAGCAUCUUCGUGAAGGACGCUGUGCUCUACUCUGGCUUCACGCUGGAUGAGGCCGAGCGCCUCACAGAGGAAGAGUUGCACAUCAUCGCGCAGGUGCCACCUCCGCCGGCCGCUGCCGCCGUAGGCUACGCUGGCUGCCGCGUGGCGGUGACCUUCUUCCUCUACUUCCUGGCUACCAACUACUACUGGAUUCUGGUGGAGGGGCUGUACUUGCACAGCCUCAUCUUCAUGGCCUUUUUCUCAGAGAAGAAGUACCUGUGGGGCUUCACCAUCUUUGGCUGGGGUCUACCGGCUGUCUUCGUGGCUGUGUGGGUCGGUGUCAGAGCAACCUUGGCCAACACUGGGUGCUGGGAUCUGAGCUCCGGGCACAAGAAGUGGAUCAUCCAGGUGCCCAUCCUGGCAUCUGUUGUGCUCAACUUCAUCCUUUUUAUCAACAUCAUCCGGGUGCUUGCCACUAAGCUUCGGGAGACCAAUGCGGGCCGGUGUGACACCAGGCAGCAGUACCGGAAGCUGCUCAGGUCCACGUUGGUGCUCGUGCCGCUCUUUGGUGUCCACUACACCGUCUUCAUGGCCUUGCCGUACACCGAGGUCUCAGGGACAUUGUGGCAGAUCCAGAUGCAUUAUGAGAUGCUCUUCAACUCCUUCCAGGGAUUUUUUGUUGCCAUCAUAUACUGUUUCUGCAAUGGUGAGGUGCAGGCAGAGAUUAGGAAGUCAUGGAGCCGCUGGACACUGGCGUUGGACUUCAAGCGCAAAGCACGAAGUGGGAGUAGCAGCUACAGCUAUGGCCCAAUGGUGUCUCACACGAGUGUGACCAAUGUGGGCCCCCGUGCAGGACUCAGCCUCCCCCUCAGCCCCCGCCUGCCUCCUGCCACUACCAAUGGCCACUCCCAGCUGCCUGGCCAUGCCAAGCCAGGGGCUCCAGCCACUGAGACUGAAACCCUACCAGUCACUAUGGCGGUUCCCAAGGACGAUGGAUUCCUUAACGGCUCCUGCUCAGGCCUGGAUGAGGAGGCCUCCGGGUCUGCGCGGCCGCCUCCAUUGUUGCAGGAAGAAUGGGAAACAGUCAUGUGACUGGGCACUAGGGGGCUAGACUGCUGGCCUGGGCACAUGGACAGAUGGACCAAGAAGCCAGUGUUUGGCUGGUUGUCUAUUCGGGACUGGACCAGGAAGAUAACAAAAGGAAAAAAGAAAAAAAAAAAAAAAGGAGAAGGGGGCUCUGUGUGGCUUCCUGUGUUGGACUCGAAGAAGCCUAGGUCUAGGAAGCAUGAGAGAGUUUGGGGAGGGCUCUGCACAUGGUUGGGAGAAGGACCCAUGGUCUCAUUAUGUAGGAAGGGUCUGGGAUUUGGGGAUUCAGCACUGUCCAACAGGAGGGGGACUCUGCUCUUAAGGCCCAGAAAAGGGCUUCCAAACUAACUGAGUAGAGUACUUGGCCUAGGACACAGGAAACUCUAGGUUCUAUUCCCAGCACCUCAUAAACAAGGCUAGCAUCUUUGAUCUAAGCUCUCUGGAGAUGGAGCUAUGGGGAUCAGAAAUUCAAGCACAUCUUUGGCUACAUAGAUAAGGUGGGAGGUAGCUUGGGGUACAUGAGACCAUGUCUUACGAAACAAAAUAAUCAUUGCCCAGAGAGGGCCAUGUUUGCAGGAAUCUGAGGGAGCAGCCAGCCUUCCCUCUUGUCAUGCAUACACCUAGAGUUGAGCAUCCCUAGAACAACUCUUCGACCUGCUAGCCAAGUCACUGCAGCCAAGGCUGACAGCAGAUACCUCAGGUCCUUGAUUCACUCUGAGGCCCUGUCACCAGGUGAACCUUUCCCAUCUGACGGCCACACAAGUGGCCUCUAUGCAUAACCACAGUGCCAAAAUGGGAGGGGGAAUUCCUCUAGCAGAGGUUACAAGGAUAGUGGGAGGUGGGUUGCCUCUGCCCUGGCUCUAGAAGCUAGGAGUUUAGGCUCUAAGGGUUAGCUGGGGUGUGGGCCUGCAAGGCUGGACAUGUUUACUGAAUACACAAAACAUUUGCUCAGUAUCCCCAUCUGACACUCCCUACCCCCAUCCUCAUCCUCUGGGCCUUCCUAGUCCUGUCUUGAACCAUUUAUGGGCCCUCAAAAAGCCUGACACUGAGGCUACAUGCCUAUACACGGGCUGCUUGGCUCUCUGUGCCUCCCAGUUUUUGUACUGUCUGGUGCCUCCGUCAAGUCCUCCCGUUCUCGGUUCUAACCACCUUGCUUUUCCUCCAGUUCUCCUCCACCCCAGGCCUGAGCCAUCUAACUCAGGCACUGGGUGCUAUGAACACACACUGAGCACGCCUCAGCCAACUCUGUCCAGCAUUCUUGGUUGACCAGCAGGACAAAUGACCAAAGUCUUCCCAAAGCUACUGAGCCAGGCCGAGUUGGAGCCCACAAACAUUCUAGAGGACCACUUUAGAGUCCCUGCUUCCAUGCAGAGGCCAGGAGACACACAAGGGUCAGAGGAGACAGGAGAGCAGGUCAGAAAAUCAUGACAAGACCAUACUAUUGUCAGGAAAGACCCUGGAUGAGUCAGUGACUGAGAAAGGAGUCCUUGGCUGGACAAAACACCAUGCCUCGUCCUGGAGUAUGUGCUACCUCUGUACGGGGUCUGGACUGACCUGUCCAGUCAGUGUUACAGGACGUGGAUUGCUGGGCCUUCAUGGCUACUCACUCUUUCCACCAACCAACCCAGACUGCUCUGUCAGAAGGCCAUGACCUGAGAAUAUCCAAAUAGCACCCCCAGGCCAGCUUCUGUCCCCCCAUCAGUUACCAUCUUCCCUUCGGAUCCCCCAAAUAGGCCUGUCCUUUUCCUUUAAAGGUGUCAAGUGCCCUAAGAGUCCAUCCUGCACGAUGUACCCAUGUCAGACCAGGCCUCCUAUACUCAGUUGGACACUUCUUCGCAAAGACCAGCUUCCUCCUUGGGACAUUUGCGGGGCAGAAACAGUCAUGCCCUAUAGGUUGGGUAUCACUUUUCCCUGGUUCAAUGUCUGAGACAAAUCCAUCUGGCCCCGGCACGUCAGCCCAAGACUGCCAUCCAGGAGAAGUUCCCUGACCCUGGACUUGUGGCCUCUGGCCCUAAGCUGGCUUCCACUCAGAGUAACCCCCCUUCCAAGCCUGGCCUGGGCUGUCCAGGUGUUGGCAGAAGUGGGAGCCUCAGAAGGCCUGGCAGAGGGUCAGGGCCCUGUUUGCCUUGAACAACCACCGGAGCCAGGUGGUCACUUUUCCCUGCAAGGCCCCACGGCCCAGCCAAGCCACAGGGAGCACACAAACAGGCCCAGGCUGGCCAGUGAGUAGACAAGGAGCAUACCCCUUCCACCGCUUCCGUCCCGUCUAUCCAGGCACCUCACAGGAUCCGCUGGAUUCUAGAUCUGGUCAGUGAAGUGGCCAGGUUCAGCGCUUAACGUGCCCUGAGCAUGCCAAAAGGGGACCCUCUCUGGGCCCCUCUCCUCAGAACCAGCAGUGUGAGCACCUAAAGGGUCUCUCUGAAGACUCUCAGAAGUAACAUCCCCUCUGAGGGAAGACACACAGUCCUGGCCUCUGGUGGGGGCUAAGCCUACUGUUGCCAACUCAGAAUGGAAUCCUGGGACUUCAGAUCCCAUUGCUGCACACCUUCUGCCUGCAAGCCCUGCUCAUCUAGGACACCUGGCCUGCAGGCUGCAGUGGGCAGGCCGUGAUAGCCCACACUCUCCAGUCCUCACCCCAGGGAGGUGACAGAGGGGCAGACCAGGAGGAAGGCACUGAGGUUCAAGAGGGAUAUCCCUGUGUCCCAGGGGUGUGAGAGAACUCAGCCCUGCAGGGUACCCUUAAAGAGGCACAGCCUUGCCCCCGGGUCCUGAGAGGUCACUGGCUCUGGGACUAGGGAUGUGAAGCUUCCAGACAACUUCCAGGUUGGGUCUUUCCUUGUCUUUGAUGCCUUCUUGACCAACCACAGAAUGACUCUAGCCUGAGGCUACCACAGCAAACUGAGGCAGGGCUGGUCUGGGAGAGGUAGAGGAGAAAGCUCCUGCUGGUUUUACACACACACACACACACACACACACACACACACACACACACACACACACGCUGUGUUACCCUGGCCAAGCGGUUACCCUUUCUGAGCCACAGCUUCUCAAAGUCAGGCUCUGUGCACUCUGAGGCCCCACCUCUCUCUCAUGUGCGACCCCAGGUUAGCUUCCUGGACUUCCUGGGCUGGGCUUUUGUCUUCCUGCCUUGGGCAGAUCCUCAAGGACUCAUGGGUAAAUUCAUCUACAACUUCCUCCUAGUUCAACAUCACAGUCAUGCAGGCCAGACUGGAGGAUGGAUUCUGGGACAGGAGAAGGUGGGCUCUUGGCUCCUUCAUCAACUUCCGUGGAUCCAGUCACUUCCAGUAAUGGCCAGGCAUAGGAGGCCCUUUGCCAGAAUACCUCUACUAGUCAUGUAAAGUGCUGGUCCAUCCAAGUCAACUUGACCCAGACUCUAUGGCAUUUGUGAAUCAAAGGGUAAUGUUGGUGUGGUCCACACAGUGGUUCUUGUGCUCAGUGGCCAUGCUGCUAUAUACUACGUGCUCCAGGAAGAUCACCCACAUCACUAAGAAAGAAGGGUGCAUUGUGCUUGGAUUUCCAUGUGUGUGUGAACUUGUAUAUUUACUUGUAUUUGUGUCUGCUUGUGGUUCUGUUGGCAUGUAUACCUGUGUCUGUCUGUCUGUGUGCCAGUAUGUAUUUAUAUCAUGUUUGUAUAUGUCUGUAUGUCUUUACACAUAUAUGUCUUUUAGUGCAUCCAA
Molecule: messenger RNA, 6442 nt
Organism: Rattus norvegicus (Norway rat)
Lineage: Eukaryota; Metazoa; Chordata; Mammalia; Rodentia; Muridae
Source: RefSeq, a predicted model, not a curated record